UCUUCUCUUCCUUAUUUCUUUCUCUAUUUAUUUUUGUAGACUUCUUUAAUUAUUAAUUUCAAUUGACUCAUUAGAUCUAGUUUUCUUCUUCUUUUUUGCUAUAUUUUUGUAUUAUUAUCUGAAUUUAAAUUCAAACCCGAGUUUAAACUAAGAUGGAAGAAAUCAAAGUUUGAGACUAUUAUUUAUAGGGUAAAUUUUACUUUGAACUCUUGGGCUCUCAUUUUUUCAUUAUUCAGUUAAAUUAAUUUGGUUUGGUUUUGUUAAAAACAAAAAAAUGAGGACAAAAAAUUAAAAAAAAAAACCAAAAUUGUAAUGCCCUUUGCAGAAAUACCUCUGAAAUUAUCAACCCCUUGAAAUUGUAAACUCGGCAGGAUGUUGCUAUGAGCAGGUUGCAGUCAGGGCCGGACCUUUCAUGAGGCGCGGUUGUCUCAGGGCCCAUGAAUAUUUGAUUAUUUGGGAACCCUUUCCAGCCGCCCACCCCCUCCCCCUCUGCAAAUUCCUGGCUCGCCCCUGCCCUUGUCCCUCUCUCGCUUUCACUGGCUGCCCAGCCUCUCUCUCUCUCUCCGUCACUCCUGCCCUCGCUGUCGGCGGCUCGGACUCUCUCUCGCCUCUCGUUGCUCGCCUGCUCCGUCACUCGCUGCCUCUCUCUCUCGCUCCAUCGCUUGGUGGUUGCAUAUAUACUUUGCCAUCAAAAUGGAGCUUUCCUCAGGGUCACAACGAGAACCCCAUGCAAGGACACUUCACAUAGCAAUGUACCCUUGGCUUGCCGUUGGCCACAUCAUCCCUUUCCUCGAAACAUCAAACAAACUAGCAACCAAAGGCCACAAAGUCUCGUUCUUGAUUCCCCCUAGGACUCGAUCCAAACUAGCACAUUUCAAUCGCCACCCCCAUCUCAUCACCUUUGUCCCCAUCACACUCCCUCCUGUGGAAGGGCUCCCUCUUGGUGCGGAGACCACCGCGGACUUGCCCUCCUCCUUGGGCACUCUCCUCAUGGACUCCAUGGAUCGCACCCAACCUCAGAUUGAAGCUAUCCUGAAUCGUCUGAAACUGGACGUUGUCUUCUUCGAUUUCACCCACUGGUUGCCAGCUCUGGCCCGCCAGUUGGGGAUCAAGUCUGUAUUCUAUAGUGUAGUUAACCCCUCGACGAUCGCCUAUGCAUUGUCCCCAGCAAGGCGCCUUCCUGGCAAAGAGUUAGCCGGGGUUGACAUGGCUCAACCCCCAGAAGGGUACCCGCUUUCGGCGAUGAAGCUCCAUGCCCACGAGGCCAGAGCCUUUGAAGCUCGAAGGAAGAGGAAGUUUGGCGGAGACAUGCUGUUCUACGACAGCCUUUAUGCUAGCUUGUGCCAAUGUGAUGCACUAGGCUUCUCGACGUGUGGGGAGAUUGAAGGGCCAUUCUGUGACUAUCUCGGGAGCCAAUACGAGAAGCCUGUGUUGCUUUCGGGGCUAUUCGUAAACGAGCCACCGAGCUCGUCGUCUUUGGAUGAAAGAUGGGGCAUCUGGCUCCGCAAGUUCAAGGCUGGGUCGGUUGUUUAUUGCGCCCUUGGAACUGAGUGCAGCUUAACAGAGGAUAAUUUUCAAGAACUAGUUAUGGGUUUAGAGCUAACAGGUCUGCCAUUUCUGGCCGUGCUUAGGCCGCCAGUUGGGUCUGAGUCCGUCGAAGAGGCAUUGCCCGAGAGUUUUAAUGAAAGAAUUCAAGACAGAGGGGUCGUCUAUGGAGGAUGGGUCCAUCAGCAGCUGAUCUUGGUGCACCCUUCAAUUGGGUGCUUCCUCACGCACUGCGGCUCAAGCUCACUGCGAGAAGGAUUUGUGAGCCACUGCCAGCUAGUGCUGCUACCACAUAAGGGGGAUCAGAUGAUCAACGCAAGGCUGGCAAGUCUAACCUUGAGGGUGGGCGUUGAAGUGGAAAGAGGAGAAGAAGAUGGGUCCUUCACAAGGGACAGUGUGUGUGGGGCUGUGAGGUCUGUGAUGGAUGAAGACAGUGAAGUGGGGCAAGAGGUUAGAGGAAAGCAUGCUAAAUUGAGAGAGCUUCUGCUAAGCAAAGAUUUCGAUGCCUUUUACACUCAGACUUUCAGUGAGAAACUAGCAGACAUAUGCUUGCAUGAAUAAUUGUAGGCUUAAGUGGCUUGCUUGAAGUGUCUCAUGAAUGAUUAUGAGAAGGAUUGUGUCACUAUUUUAUGUGGGGUAUUUGUCAUGAUGGGGUGUCCCGUGCUUUUUGUUUAAUGCCAUUGUUUCAGUGUGGGUUCACUAAACAUGUGUAGCAAAGUGAUAGUUGAAGUAUGUCUUGAUUUUUAUAUUUAAA
Diospyros lotus (date-plum) is the source of this 2299-nucleotide messenger RNA. RefSeq names its product cyanidin 3-O-galactoside 2''-O-xylosyltransferase FGGT1-like. The record is from RefSeq and is a predicted model, not a curated record. Bases 694 to 2106 code for a protein of 470 amino acids. Gene Ontology annotation, molecular function: UDP-glycosyltransferase activity. NCBI's taxonomy places the organism in Eukaryota, Viridiplantae, Streptophyta, Magnoliopsida, Ericales, Ebenaceae. The transcript has 2 exons.